Cryphonectria parasitica EP155 is the source of this 1116-nucleotide messenger RNA. RefSeq lists its product as uncharacterized. The transcript is spliced from 4 exons. Bases 1 to 1116 code for a protein of 371 amino acids. The record is from RefSeq and is a predicted model, not a curated record. Gene Ontology annotation, molecular function: oxidoreductase activity. Lineage: Eukaryota; Fungi; Ascomycota; Sordariomycetes; Diaporthales; Cryphonectriaceae.
AUGAUGAAGGUUUCUGCUGUCUUUUUCUCCCUGGCCCUCGCCGCCACAGAAGGUGCAUCGGUGCCCACAGCAUCUGAUACACGGCCAACAUUUUUUAAUGGCUCUUGUAAUGCUGAUACGCUGACCAUUCGUAAGGAGUGGCGAAAUCUGAGCGACGACGAGAAGAAGGCCUUCUUGGAUGCUGAGAACUACCUUAUCAACACGGCUCCCGCCCAGACAGCAUUGGAUGGUGUUAUUAGCCGCUUCAGCGACUUGCAAGGCCUACACCGCUUCAAGACUAACACGACUAUCGAUGGUGUAUAUGUUCAGGAUAUCAUCCACAACGUGGGCCAAUUCCUGCCCUGGCACCGCUAUUUUCUGCACACCCACGAGGUUAUGCUUCGAACUCAGGCCAAUUACACUGGUCCCAUCCCUUGGUGGGAUGAGGAGCUCGAUGCCAAUGCUGGUGACCUGUUUCGAUCCAACAUGUGGAGCGCGGAUGCUUUCGGCACCAACGGCGUUGUCGAUCUAGAUGACUGCGUGAUCGACGGCGCGUUUGCCAACAUGACUGAGCACAUCGGUCCUGGGCUGGAUGAUACUGAGUACUGUUUUACUCGAAGCUGGACGUCCGAUUAUAUCCAAUGGAUGACGACGGCCAAUAUCGAGACGUGCACCCAGCACAACGACUACUAUACCUUCAUGAACUGCAUGGUCGAGUUUACCACAAGUCCACAUGUUGCUGGACAUAACUCGAGUGGUGGGAUUGUAAGUACUUGGUCAUAUCCGACUGUAUACUCUCCUUCACCCGACCAGUCACACUUCUACUGGGCGUUAGCUUUUAUGGCGGAUAUCAUGGCAUCUCCUGGUGACCCAGUCUUCUUUCUGCACCACGGUCACAUCGACCGUAUGUGGUGGAAUUGGCAGACAGCCAAUGCUUCGUCUCGGCUGUUUGAUAUGUCUGGAAACGCUUUCAAUUACACUUAUCUUGAGGAGCAUGGCACCACUCUGCCCAGUGGCAUAAACCCCAACACGACCCUCAACUAUACUCUGAACGUCGCGAACAUUCUACCGGACAUUCCUAUUGAGCAAGUUAUGAACGCUCAGGGUGGUCUUCUUUGCUACGAGUAUGACUAUUAG